Molecule: messenger RNA, 2341 nt
Organism: Nymphalis io (European peacock)
Lineage: Eukaryota; Metazoa; Arthropoda; Insecta; Lepidoptera; Nymphalidae
Product: cilia- and flagella-associated protein 52
Exons: 16
Coding region: 1-2328 (775 amino acids)
Biological process (GO): cilium assembly
Molecular function (GO): protein binding
Source: RefSeq, a predicted model, not a curated record
AUGGAAGUAAAAAACUUAGAACCAUAUGCAAUCAUAGGUUUUGAUGGUUCGGCAAUUCGUGGCCUCAAAGUCCACCCUGAUGGUGAACAUAUUAUAUACCCAAUGGGGAAUAAAGUUUGCAUUCAAGAGUGGAAAACGAAAAAGAUGUAUUUCCUCAGCGGCCAUACCAACAGUGUUUCAACUGUGGCUGUAUCUUCUAAAGGAACUUUCAUAGGAUCAGGUCAAAUCAACCACAUUGGGUUUAAAGCGUCUGCUAAAUUAUGGGAUUUUAAGAACAAGACUAUGAUAGGAAGUCAUGAAUUACAUAAGGUGCGCGUAGAAGCAUUAGCAUUUUCAUCAGAUGAGCGUUACAUGAUUUCUCUCGGUGGGCGUGAUGAUGGUUGUGUUGUGUUGUGGGAUUGCGUUGCUGGUGCCGCCACUGGUACAGCGGCCGCGGCUCGUUUGACAACCGGCGAUGCUAUGACUCUUUCGCCAUUAUCUUUGAGAGUCAAUUCGUUCGUUACCGGAGGCGAUUCUAAUCUUCGCGUAUGGAAUAUCCGGGCCGAGAGUAAGAACUUGGAUGUAGUGGACGUAACAUUGGGCAAAUUGCGAAGAUGCGUGCGUUGUAUUGCCGUCAAUCAAGACGAUACUUUCGGCAUGGCGGGAACCACGACUGGGGACAUAAUAAAAUUUUCAAUUAAUUACCCAUCGGAACCAACCGCCUCUGUCGCCCAUUGCAAGCCUUCUCUAAUCGGCUGCUUAGCAAAAUGCGGACCUUGGAAGAAAGGAAAGCGACCAGAGUCCAUAUGUUAUAGUCAAGGUAUAGAAUCGAUAUUAAUAAUGACGGAUGGAUGCCUUAUUGUCGGUGCCGGUGAUGGCACCAUCGACGUAUUAGACGAAAUUAACUGGAAAGGCGAAUUUCCUAGAGGAAAAGUUUUGAACCCAAAUAAACCUUACUUUAGAGCCCUGAAAAGCGUGAAACUCGAUGGUAGUAUUACAUCUCUGGAAUUGAUGGAGUCACCAUCUCGAAAAGGUGACAAGCGUCUUCUCCUCGCCGGUACAAAAACAAGUGAAAUAUAUGCUAUCAAUGUGGUCACAUUUGACCCCAUACUCGUGGUCACAUGUCAUCGUUGCGCCAUUAAUGAUAUCGCUUUUCCGAGGGGCAUGUCGGGCGUGUUCGCGAGCGCGGGCGCGGGCGACGUACGCGUGUGGUGCGCGCGCUCGGCCCGCGAGCUACUGCGCAUCGUCGUGCCCAACUUCACGUGCUCCGCUCUGCUCUUCUCCGCCGACGGCAAGUCCAUCGUCACCGCUUGGAAUGACGGUAACAUUCGCGCGUUCACGCCACUCACAGGACGACUUAUUUACUGCAUAUAUAACACGCAUAACAAAGGCACUUCAGCGCUAGACAUGACCCAUGAUGGACGCACCCUCAUCUCUGGCGGUUGUGAAGGACAGGUUCGCCUUUGGGACAUAAAACCAGAAUGUCAGAGCUUAAAGAAGGUGCUAAAAGAACACAAGAGUCCAGUUUCCGCUAUACAAGUAUCGCCCAAUGACAUGGAAGCUGUGAGCGCUGGAACAGACGGUUCUUGUAUAAUUUGGGAUCUUGUUUCGCUAUCCCGGCGUCAAGUUAUGUACGCUAACACCCUCUUCAUGUGCGUUUGCUUCGAACCGCGCGGGUGUCAGCUGCUGACGGGCGGCUCCGACCGACGCGUUGCCUACUGGGAGGCGGGUAGCGGGAAUCUCGCUCGAGAGCUCGAGGCUAGUAAAGUUGGAGCGAUAAACGGUCUUCACAUAACGCAAAACGGUGAACUUUUUGUAACGGGUGGCAACGACCAAAUGGUUAAGCUGUGGAAGUACCAGGAGGGCGUUUACACGCACGCGGGCGCGGGGCACGCGGGCGCCGUCACGUGCUGCCGGUUCAGCCCCGACGCGAGGCACAUCGUCAGCAGCUGCGCCGCCGGCAGCAUCAUCGUGUGGAAGGUGCCCGAGAUGUACCUCCAAAAAGAGAACCAGCCUUCAGAACAAAAAAGUACGGUGGAAUCUCCGAAAACUUUGCAAGAAGAAUUAAAACUACAACUCGAAGAUAAGCCGACACAAAAAGCAGUCGGUGAUAGGCGGAACAAGAUACCAUCAGCGCCAUCAAAGACUGAGAAAAUCGAAGCUAUGGAUACAACAAGAAGCAGUGUGCAUUCCUGCUGCCCAUGUAACCCUGUAAAACCCAAUCAGUCCAAAAAGAGCUCGCCCAAAACUGGUAAUAGUACUGGUAACAAAUCAUCUAAACCAACAGAUAACCUUCCCACAAGGACAACGAGUAAAGAUUAUGUCAACAGUAGCAGUGAUAAAAAAUAAAGACUGAGAAUAU